Molecule: messenger RNA, 4037 nt
Organism: Chara braunii
Lineage: Eukaryota; Viridiplantae; Streptophyta; Charophyceae; Charales; Characeae
Source: the annotation of a GenBank genome assembly
GAGUUGGGGACAAAAUUUACUGCAAAAUUGAUCUGCAGAGGAGGCCAAGAAGUUGAAACGAUCCAAAGCAACAUGGAAGUGGAAGAGAGGAACGUUGGUGGAGAAGAAAGGGGAGCCCCCCCCCGCAUCGGCACCCCCGAUUAAUUUAUGGGCGAUGGAGGAUAGGGUCCGACACUCAAUUGGUCAAUGCUACGACGAGGGAAUUAUGCAAUUAGUGGAAAAUUUAAGGGAAGUGGUAAUUGAUGAGCGAGGGAAGAGAUUCAGGGUAAAUGAAUCUUUUGAUGCUAUUAAGGAAAAAUGGUUGAAGAUAUGUACGGUUAUCUUCAUCUUUCAUAAUGAAGCUCGAGAUUUGGGGAGGAGCGUCAAAGAGGAUUUAGUAAGAGCGUAUGAGGAUGGGUGGAUGGCAAGAAGGUUGUUCAACCCAGAAAUCCGUAGAGGAAGAAUUAAGUUUGAAAGCCCAAAUGUUUUAUCUUACGUGGCUAAAGCAGUAGAGGUGGCUAUAUGGCUGGUCCAGAGACAGUCGAUAAAGCUCAACCUCAGGGGGACCGAGUAUUCAGCGACGGUCAAACCUUGGAUGACCAAGGCGGAGCUGAAGGAAUUGAAGUUGCAGGAAGCACGUACCAACUUUUGGAUCAUUGCUUUAAGAGUCCCGCUGGAUGCCAUGUGUUACUUACCGAUUGCGGCUGAAGGGUUGUUUUUGGGAGUGAAGGCCAUGCAUCCACCAACAGCAGAUCGCUCCAAACCUAAAUUAAUGAACAUCAAGAUGGACAUGGAACCUCAGGCCAGAUUCAGAGUCGAGGACACGCUGGUUAUAGAAUCCCCGAAGGGGGAGAUCGGGACGAUCGAAAUUGCCACUCCAUUUUCUGAUUGGUGUCGGAAAUACCGGUGGUAUUUCCAUAUGGAGGAGAAUUGUCCAAGACAGGAGAUGGACGGUCAAAGGAGGACAUGGGCAAACUCCAAGUUGCCACGUCAGCAACAACAGCCCCAAGGCAGGCAGCAACGUCAGAGCGGAGCCCCUCAACAAGCAGAACGUUCGACACUAGUAGAGGCGGGCGGACCAACUUGUCGGAAAUCCCAGCCGCCACCUUCCCAACUGAAUAUCCAGGGAAAGGCAGGCACCGUUCUAUCGCAUCUACCUUGUUGUUGCAAAGGAGGAGGGGCUGACCAUCAAGAUUUAUCCGAUGAGGGCGCUAAGAGUUCCCGGCGUUCGUCAUUCGCGAAGUCGCUUUACGGGCCAGCAGUGAGAGCUCAACCGCCGUUUGGGACUGAUGGCGAUGAUGGCCGGCGCUUGCGCCCACGACAUCAGCGAGUGGAAGGGGAGGACAUGAAGGCAGAGCUCCUUGCUCGUGACACCCUUGCAUCGCCACCAGCGAGCACGCCAAAGAGCUUUUUUGAGGAAUGCGGUUUUCAGAAGCCGAACGACUUGAAGACGUCAAAGAAUGGGCGGUAUUCGCGCGAAUCUCGUGCUUCUCGGGAGGAAGAUACUUUGGGUAAUAUUGUCGCCGAUGAGAACCGGGUUCAUCAUGCAAAUGGAACACCUGUGGCAAAGGAGAAUCCUGCACCCAUUCGCUGGCGGAAAGGGGAGCUGAUUGGUGCUGGCGCUUAUGGCCGUGUAUAUAUGGGAAUGAAUUUGGAUUCUGGCGAAUUAUUGGCUGUGAAGCAGGUGCUAAUAGCCGUCAACAGUACAACCAAGGAAAGAGCUCAGGAGCACAUCCGGGGAUUGGAAGAGGAGGUGGCUGUGUUGCGCAACCUUUCACAUCUAAAUAUUGUGAGGUACCUAGGAACCGACAGAGAAGAAGAUGCCUUAAAUAUAUUCCUGGAGUUUGUGCCCGGAGGUUCGAUUGCCUCCUUGCUUUCGAAGUUUGGCUCAUUCACUGAGAAGGUCAUCCGACUUUUCACUCGGCAACUCUUGCAAGGAUUGGAGUACCUGCACAACCAUCACAUCAUGCACAGGGAUAUCAAGGGGGCGAACAUUCUUGUGGAUAACAAAGGCUGCAUAAAACUUGCUGACUUCGGUGCAUCAAAGAAGCUGGCUGACCUGGCGACUGUUUCCGAAGGUUUUAAGUCAAUGAAGGGAACACCCUAUUGGAUGGCUCCGGAAGUUAUCAAACAGACAGGGCAUGGCAGGCAAGCUGACAUCUGGAGUGUGGGUUGCACGGUGAUUGAAAUGUCAACGGGAAAACCUCCUUGGAGCCAGUUUCAGCAUCAGGUUUCUGCCUUGUUUGCAAUUGCAUCCUCAACGGCACCUCCCCCAAUUCCUGAGCAUUUGUCGAAUGAAGCGAAGGAUUUCCUGCUCAGCUGCUUCAAGAGGGAUCCGAAAGAGAGGCCAUCUGCAGGGGAGCUGUUGAAGCAUCCUUUUGUGGCAGAGAACGUUUAUCAGUCAGAGCGGGUUCCUUUGAAUGGUUUGCUUAUGCACAUGCGACCUCCACCAAUCUAUGAGAGCUCAGAGGGCAUGCCAGCCAGCUCUAAGGCGCAGUGGCAACCCAACAGCAUCACACACUCUAUUGACAACGAUGUUAUCCCAAGGGGCUACCUUUCAGCGGUUGAUACCCCGAGCAUGCAGAUUGCGCAAUCCGAGUUGGGUUCAUUGAGACCUGCACUGGACUCCAUGGAUCCGAAUAAGCAGGUUUCCUUGCAUGGUCAAAGUCGAGGUAACCGGUGGGCAGGAGAUGUGCAUGCAGGAAGCAAACCAUCAGCCAGCAGCCGAACUGGCGAUUUUCCCCAGCAGGGACUUGGUCUCGAUUCCGUCAACAGCAUGACGUCAGCCUUCCCUCCAGGAAUGAACUUGGACUAUAACCUCUCCUUGCGGAGUGAUAUGAAUCCCGUCGAAGAGCCAUCCCUGAGGGAGGAUGGAGCAAUGUUUCAGUGGCACAACUUGGCUGAAGAAGGUGAAGUACAACAACGUAGGUGGGCUGAGAGAGUCGGGGUAGGUGGGCCAAACCCUGUGGCCAAUGGGGUAGCUGUUCCCAAUCGAGAAGCGAUUGCCGCCCCAGUGACGUCUUCCAGCUGUGGCGUGCCGGAUGAUGAUGACGAAGUUACAGAAGAAAAGAUACUUACCUUCCUGGAAGAGAAGGCAAUGGAGCUGAAGCGUCUUCAGACGCCACUUUUAGAAGAAUUUGUCAGUGUCCAUAGCAUCUGCGAGACAGCAGGGGCUUCAAAUGGGUUUGGACCCAAUGAAGACCCGCAGACCCCAGGGCCACGUCGUCUUUCAUCACCCCCCCCUGUUCAUCCCUCACCGCAGUCACCUGGUGGAGCUAGAAGGCACUCCAGAUCAACAUCAGGAAGCCGUCUAACAAAUGUCAUGAGCCCAGGUGGUGGAGCAGUAAGCACAGGUGCUGCAGUGAGGAGCAGUAGAGAGAGUGAUGCAUCUGUGGGUGGAAGGAUCGCCACAAACACAGGUGCAGCAGAACAGGGAGUGAAUGCGGAAAGUGUGUCUCCUAAUCCAGUGGCAUCUCGGAAUCACGGAGGCGCACGACAGCUCUCUCUAAGUGGUGGUGAUGGGUCUGGGUUGUUGCCAUUGGAUCGUGGGCCUGUGGCAGCUGUACCUGAACAUGAGGCCUUGAUCCCACCGGAGAGUGUGACAAGAGGGUCUUCGAAGAAACAGCUGUGGGAAGAAGAACUACAGAGAGAGCUUGCAUUUCAGAGAGAAGAGAAGAGGAGGUCGACAUCAAGGCAAUCGGUGGGAAAUUUGUCUUCACCAAGAGAAGGACAGUCCAAGUCCCAAGCAUGACAGCAUCAGUGUCGGCAGGAAAUUCUUUAUGGUAUAUAUAACAGGUUCUUCUUCCAGCAUCAUCAUGUAGCCAUAGUUUUGUGUUCAACAUAGCUAGCUGAGGUGAGGGUUUGAACUCGUGAACCACAAGGUACCAUUCUUUCCUUCUACUCUCCCCCCACCUGCACAGUUUACUUUCUGAGCUUGACCGACUCUCAUAGCAAUGAUGUAUUUGUAACAUUAGCUAGAUGCUGAUUGCCGAACUUCUGGGAAGGGGGGGUGGGGAGGAGAGGGAGAUGAGCUUCAGGAACAAAUCUGAAACGAUCCG